Messenger RNA from Symbiodinium natans, 1359 nucleotides. The record is from the annotation of a GenBank genome assembly. Lineage: Eukaryota; Dinophyceae; Suessiales; Symbiodiniaceae.
AUGGCAUUGGCACACCCUGCGCCGAACAGCCGGGUGAGCAACACGAGGUUGCCUCUGGCACGGCCAGCCCCCCGCAGUCGGUGGGUCGCGCGGCGGGCGCUCGCAAACUCAAGCCAGGAUGACAUCGCCAGGGCCCCCACGUGGAAGGACACCCUGAAGGGCGCCCUAUUCUGGGCGAACCCGGACCAUUGGGACAAGGUGCCAAGAUCCCCCUACCUGAGAUUCACCUUCAUGUUCCUCAAAGUCGUUGGGACCAUUGGCGGCUACCGAGGCCGUGCGGCCUUCGCACGGAGGAGUGGCCUCAAGGGCCUCAUGCAGCGGCGCGAGAAUGCUCUGGCCGUCGUGCAGAUGGCAUAUGAGAUGAACGUCGACGCCUUCCCCGCGGCAGCGGAGCGCCUCCGCGCCGCAGCCAAAUCCGCGAAGUGGGGAGGCGUCAACUGCGUGGCUGUCAUCCUUCCGUGCUACGCGCGCAGCAAGGAGGAGGUCAAGGAGUUGCGUGCGACGCUGCUGGCCUUGCAGGCACAGAAGCGCCCCCCGGAUGUGGUCGUUGUGGUGGACGACCAUUCGCCCAUCGACGCAACCGAUGCGCUCAAGGCGUGGAAAGACCCCGAAAGCUUGGCCCAUGUCCAACUUUGGAAGAACGUUGGCCCAGCCGGAGCCCGCUCCGUGGGGCUGCGACUGCUGCGACAGUGGGCACAAGGUCUGGACGUCGUAGUCUGCCUCACGGACAGCGACGCUGCGCCAGAUCCGGGUUGGACAGAGGCCAUGCUGAAGGCUCAGAUCAAGAGUCCUGGCAUCGUGUCGGGUCCCACUAUGUCGGUGGAUCGAAGUCACACCGGGCGCUUCCACGACCACUUUGGAAACCUGAAUGGACGAUGGACUUGGGAUGACAAGCGUGACGUUCUGCUCUACGGCUGCACGUGUAACUUCAGCGUAGAUCUGAACUCCAUUGGCGAUGCAGAGUUCGAUCCGAUCUUCUCCCGCCCUGGUUUCGAGGACAUCGAGUUCUGCUGGCGACUGCGGGUGGAGAGGGGCGUCUACACCAGGUAUUGUGACGAGGCCAAGAUGUUCCAUCAGUAUGAUCGCGGCCCUAUUGGAUUGUACAAGCAGUUCUGGAAAUAUGGGCACACUGAGCCGAUCAUGGCCUGGAUGCACCCGCAGUUUACUUUCCAGGGGUCCCGGCCUGUGACGCUGGGCUGGCGAGACCCCCGGGAUCCCGAGGAGGGAGGCCCGGCAGCGAUGGCGAAGUCGGCGGUGCGAGGUUUGGACGGUGUCGUGCGGUUCCUCAAGUGGCAAACAAAGCCUGCGCCGCGAGACGAGCCACUGGCACUGCCGCCGAAUUCGGAUCCUCCAAAGUGA